Hydra vulgaris (swiftwater hydra) is the source of this 2186-nucleotide messenger RNA. The record is from RefSeq and is a predicted model, not a curated record. NCBI's taxonomy places the organism in Eukaryota, Metazoa, Cnidaria, Hydrozoa, Anthoathecata, Hydridae.
ACUCCUAUAAACAUCGUUGGUUUUUUUACGAAGUUCAUUAAACUCGUGUAAGCUGUAUUUGAUUUUUCUUUUUCAAAUAAAGAUGAAUAGUGCCCCAAACAGAAAUUUACCACCGUUAAUAACGAUGCAUCCUGUGAAAUAUAAUAUCGAAAACAAAGCUUCAUUGAUGAAUCCAACGCUAUUCGGCAGAACACCGAAUCUUUUUGACAUACCUCACUUGCAACCAAAAAAUGGAACAUCUCUCUUCUAUACCUCUCAUUCAAAACUUGGAGAAAGAAAUAACGUAGAUGUAAAUACUUCAUUGAAAAAGCAAAGUGAUUUAUUUAUAUCGACUAAAGAAUUUAUUUCAAGUUUAUCUUCUGUUAGUACAGAGGUUUCACAAGCUACCUCUCAACAAAAUAUUGUGGAGACAACAUCUGGCAACGAAAAAACAUCGAGUUCUUAUUUAAAAAUAAACAACAGCAUAAAAGUAAAAAAAUUUGCUCCUGAUGUGAAAGGGCUACUCUCUAGUUUUUCAUCUGUUAAAAAGCUUCCGAAGGAUAACGAAAUAAAAAAAUACAACUCUCAAUCUUACUCAGUUACAACUACGUCGUCGUCUAGUUUUUUGCCGUCUUAUGUAAGUCCAACAAAAUCUGAAUUUAACACUCAAUUAAGUAACGGAAAAUCAAACUCUUCAUUAACACCUAAAGUUCCUAAAGAUCUUCUUGAGGCUAGUAUUAGAAAAACUGUUCCACAUUCACUUUCAAACGUUUCCAUAACGUCAAAUUCAUCUAUUUAUAAGCCAUCUACAAUAAAUGUUUGUAAUGAAAUUAAUAUAAAGCAGGAGUACCUUGAUUGUUCUGACGCGAAACUAAAUGGGACAAUUAUAUCAGAUAAAACUAAAGAAACUGACUAUUGUAAAGAUGAGACAGGUUAUCCCAUUUUAUCUUCAACAGAAUUAAAAGCCUCAAAACAAAAUUGCGAUUCGUAUAUUUUUAAAAAACCAAAGUUGAUUUCCGAAAGACGUUACGCAACGGAUGAAAAACAAGAACAUGCAAAUUUCACGGAGCUAUACGAAAAUGCAAAGCGUAACUUACUUAAUAUACGUGUUGAAAGUUACAAUAUUUUUAACUCAAAGAAAGAAGAAAUUGUAAAACCUACUUUGGUAGAAACUUCCUUAAAAAAUUGCUAUCAAGUUGUAAACCAACCUAAUAUAUCUGAAGAAAGCAAAAAUGAAAACCACGGGAAAACAGAGUACGAAGAAAAUAUCUGUCUAAAAAGAAAAACACCAAACAUUAGUGAGUGGUCUAACAAACUUAAAGAAAAUACAACGUCUAAGCAAAUAGGUACUAGCAUCUUUCUUAGUAAUGGAACACAGGAGUGUAAACCUCUAAAUGAGUCAAAUGAACGCACACAAAAUGAUGGAUCAAACAAUAAAAAAAAGCAUGCGGAACUUCAGUUUUACGAAGAAAAUGAGUCUACUUGCAAUAAUGCUUCUUAUGAGGAAUGUUAUGCCAAGAAUUCAAAGGUUUUGUAUAGUAAUCGAUUUUUUAAUGACUAUCAUUCCUCGUUAAAACCCGCUGAAUUUGAUUAUAAUAUAUAUAAUGGAGUGUCAAUAAUGCCGUUUUCAUUUAAAGAACAAAUUUAUCAAAAUAAUUGUCUCGAUUAUUUUGAUUCUCGUAACGCAAGGUUUUAUCGUGCGAUGGAUUAUUACCACUUUUAUUACAAAAAUGAAUUAAACAAAAUGAAACAUUCUAUGACAGACGCAAACGAGUCAAAGAUCGAUGAAGAAGGAAAAAAAGAAAAAUCUAGUGUGACAGAUUUUGAAAACAAUGAAAAAAAUGUAUUUGAAGAGGAAUCACUAAAAAAAGUUAUCACUCAACCAACAGAGUUUUCUAACUGUCAAAGCGAAGUAAUUAUUAGUGAAAAAUCCGACUUACCAUCUAAAAAAGAAACUUUAUCUUAUUCUGCUGAAAAAAAAAAAAAGGCUUUAAAAUAUCGACCAUAUAGCCUAAGACAAAGAAUUAAAGCAGCCCGUGCAGCGUUACUUCUUCAUAAUAAAAACCCACCAGAAGAAAAUAGUUAUGUAUUGAAAUCUUAUAAUGAAAGAACAGCGACUCAAAAGGAAUGGUUUCUAGCCCAAUUCGACUUAAGAAGAAUUUUGAGAAGAAAAGAUUUAAAAGAAAAAAAUUAAAUAUUUGAAUUUA